AUGGACAUCAACAGAGAACCUGGAUAUAGUAGGGCCUUGGACCCAGACAUGGCCCUCAAUGUCAGCACAGACCAUGACAUCACCAUUGCCUCAGUGGAUGCAUUGAUCUAUGAUGAUGUGCAUGUGAACUUCACUCGGGAAGAAUGGGCUUUGCUGAAUCCUUCACAGAAGAGUCUCUACAAAGAUGUGAUGUUGGAGACCUACAGGAACCUCAAUGCUGUAGGCUACAAUUGGGAAGACCACAAUAUUGAAGAACAUUGUCAAAGUUCCAGAAGACAUGGAAGGCAUGAAAGAAGUCGUACUGGAGAGAAACCCUCUGAAAAAACUCAGUGUGGUAAAGCUUUUGCAUGUCACAAUUAUCCUCAACGGGCACUUGCUCAGAGCUGGUGUUUAAUAGCAAUUGUCAUGCACUUCAUUGGAGAGCUGUGGUUAAAGACUUACGGCAGAAAAAAAAAUGAGUCUGGAUUGCAAACAGUUGUGGAUGAAGAAAAGGAAGAGUAA
Messenger RNA from Mastomys coucha (southern multimammate mouse), 501 nucleotides. RefSeq names its product zinc finger protein 431-like. Gene Ontology annotation, biological process: regulation of DNA-templated transcription. Bases 1 to 501 code for a protein of 166 amino acids. The record is from RefSeq and is a predicted model, not a curated record. Lineage: Eukaryota; Metazoa; Chordata; Mammalia; Rodentia; Muridae. The transcript is spliced from 3 exons.